GUCGUGGACGUUAGUGCUCGAACUCUAGAAAAUUUUAAAAAAAGACCCAAGCCAACACUCCCUCCGGUCAACGAACUUGUUGGCUUCCUAGAAAGACCUCUUUCCGAAGAUUUAAAGAUACCACUUCUUCAAUAUCAAUACGAUUGCUUAAUAUCAAAUAACUUUGAAGAUUUGUGCACUUCAAAAGACCUCAAUAUAUUAUUUUGUGUUAGCAAAUUUGAAAACUCCUUCGGAUUUUAUAGUAAAUUUGUUUCUGCAUCUUUAUGGAACAAUCCACCCUCAAACGUUGGGACUGAAUAUUCCUUCGUUUCAUUCUGGGAUAAUAACAUUCGAUACCCUUUGGAAUUGCUUCUUCCUGAUGGUAAUUUUGUCCGGAAUACCUCCAAACACAUGAGUACUAACAGAGAUCGGCCAGACUAUGGCUUCCUUCUCAGUAAUGCCUGUCUUUUCAGAGGUGAGGAGAAAUCAUUUCUUAAUGAGGAUCCAAGAGCUGAACUUGGGAACAAACUCGUUUGGACUUACGAACCCGCCCCAUAUAUACUUGGAUAUUAUGCAAAUGGGCCCACUGUUGAAUUUGUUGCUAUUUGUUCACCACAGCCCGGGUCUACCGAGCCAAAUAUUUUCAACAUCGCAAAAUCAGACUUACAGACUAAGGCGCAGAGGAUUCUUCAUUUGCGACGGAUGAUAAACCUAAGUUUAAUCAUUGAAUCAAUUCACAAUGCGAUUGGAUUACACGAUUUUCCUGAAUUUUAUCCAGUUAAAAGGAGUGAUAAGAUUAUCGAAGUGUGUGCCACGAAAGUUAAAAAGACCUUUACACAUUCUUAUCCUGCAAUCAAUUAUGGACGUGUUGAAAAACUCAGGAACAUAUACAAGAAAUUGGAGGUUAAAGGUGUACCAAACGUUGACAAACUUUUUGCUUCCUAUUGCGAUGAAAAACAUGGAGCUGUGGUUUAUCUUGAACCGAAGGGAAUAAGAGUUAAUCCAAGUAACCAGGAAGAGCUUCUUAACGCAAUCAUCUGUAUUCUUGAAACACUUGAGGUUUUGCAUAGUGAAGACGAUCCAAUAUUUCAUCAAGACAUCAGAUGGUCACACGUUGUAAGACUGUCCAAUGAAAAAUCGAAAUGGAUUCUAAUAGAUUGGGAUGAUUCUGAUAGUCCCCCAACUCGACCUGCAAGCCACCUUGCAAAAGAUAAUCAUACUCCGGAAGUAUUUGAGGCAGGUCAUGGUGGAGAAGUUGAUAUUUGGGGUGUUGGAAGAUUAAUUACGGAUGCAAGUAUAUGGAUUACAGGCCUAUCACAUAAUAUAAUCAAAUUUGGAGAACAAAUGCAAAGUAACAAUAAACCGUCGGUUUAUGACGCUAUAAAUUUUUUAAAGUCUUUGGCAAAAUAG
Messenger RNA from Rhizophagus irregularis DAOM 181602=DAOM 197198, 1389 nucleotides. RefSeq lists its product as uncharacterized. NCBI's taxonomy places the organism in Eukaryota, Fungi, Glomeromycota, Glomeromycetes, Glomerales, Glomeraceae. The record is from RefSeq and is a predicted model, not a curated record.